AUGCCCGCCUUUGACUUGAAAACCUGCGCCCGUCCCAAUAUUCUUGCCUUGGAGCCGUACCGGUGUGCGCGAGACGACUACAAAGACAACGGAACGAACGUCCUCCUCGAUGCCAACGAAAAUGCAUUUGGUCCCUCGCUUUUCUUGCAGGAGUCCAAAAGAACAGAGGAGAUUGAGACCGGCGACGCAGAUGUCGACCUCUUCGGCCUGCACCGCUAUCCAGACCCCCACCAACACCCUCUGAAGCAGCUCUUCUGCAAUCUACGAAACACCCACAUCCAUACCAAGAAGAACAUCACGCCCGAGAAUCUGUUUGUGGGAGUUGGGAGCGACGAAGCCAUCGAUGCCCUUCUCCGCUGCUUCUGUGUGCCCGGCAAGGACAAGAUUAUUGUUUGCCCACCCACAUACGGAAUGUACUCUGUGUCAGCACAAGUUAACGAUGUUGGACUUGUCAAGAUCCCGUUACUUCCUGCGCCAGAGUUUGCCCUCGAUGUAACUGCAAUCACAUCUACACUAUCAUCUCCCGAUGCCUCGAAUAUCAAACUGAUCUACGUUUGCUCGCCCGGCAACCCUACCGGAUCUCUGAUUAAGAAGGAGGAUGUACAAAAGCUGCUUGAGCACCCUACUUGGAACGGAGUCGUUGUUUUAGAUGAGGCAUACAUCGAUUUUGCUCCGGAGGGAUCGUCACUUGCGGAAUGGGUAUCGGAGUGGCCGAAUUUGGUGGUGAUGCAAACACUUUCGAAAGCUUUCGGGCUUGCUGGUAUUCGCCUGGGUGUUGCGUUCACAUCUCCGCCGAUAGCUUCUCUAUUGAAUAAUAUGAAGGCGCCUUAUAAUAUUCCCAAUCCAACGAGCGAGAUUGCUAUAUCGGCACUGACGGACGCUGGACUUGGGACGGAUGGGGAACCUAGACGGGGCAAAGGUGGGUUGCGUUUAAUGGGAUGGCGAAGGACAAAGAUCAUCGAGCAAAGAGAGCGACUGCUUCAAGAGCUGCCGAAGAUCAAAGGUGUAGGAAGAUUCAGAGGCGGCACAGCGAGUAACUUCUUACUGGUAGAAAUGCUGGAUGCUCAAGGCAACCCAGACAACGUGACGGCAUUACAAGUUUACGAGCAGCUAGCAGAGGAUAGAGGCGUGGUGGUUAGAUUUAGAGGCAAAGAGCAUGGCUGUCUGGGAUGCCUGAGAAUGACAGUCGGGACAGAGCCAGAAGUCACAAGGUUAUUGAAAGAGCUAGGAUCGGUACUUGCGCAGAUUCACAGAGAUAAGCAACGGUCGAACGGGACUCUGGAGGAGAAGAGAGAAAUAGAGGCCAAUGCCGUGGUGUCGUAG
This is a messenger RNA of Drepanopeziza brunnea f. sp. 'multigermtubi' MB_m1, 1323 nucleotides long. RefSeq lists its product as uncharacterized. The record is from RefSeq and is a predicted model, not a curated record. NCBI's taxonomy places the organism in Eukaryota, Fungi, Ascomycota, Leotiomycetes, Helotiales, Drepanopezizaceae. Gene Ontology annotation, biological process: L-histidine biosynthetic process. Gene Ontology annotation, molecular function: L-histidinol-phosphate:2-oxoglutarate transaminase activity; pyridoxal phosphate binding.